This is a messenger RNA of Hipposideros armiger (great roundleaf bat), 957 nucleotides long. RefSeq names its product olfactory receptor 5D13-like. Gene Ontology annotation, molecular function: G protein-coupled receptor activity; olfactory receptor activity. NCBI's taxonomy places the organism in Eukaryota, Metazoa, Chordata, Mammalia, Chiroptera, Hipposideridae. The transcript has a single exon. Bases 1 to 957 code for a protein of 318 amino acids. Gene Ontology annotation, biological process: G protein-coupled receptor signaling pathway. Gene Ontology annotation, cellular component: membrane. The record is from RefSeq and is a predicted model, not a curated record.
AUGAUGUUAUCUGAAGGAAACCGAAGUAUCAUACCCACUUUUGUUCUCCUGGGUUUUUCAGAAUAUCCAGAACUCCAGGUUCCACUCUUCCUGGCUUUCCUGUUUGUCUACACAGUUACUGCAGUGGGAAAUGUGGGCAUGAUAAUCAUCAUCAAGGUCAAUCCUAAACUCCACACCACCAUGUACUUUUUCCUUAGUCACUUGUCCUUUGUAGAUUUCUGUUAUUCCACCACAGUUACACCUAAACUUUUGGAGAACUUGAUCCUGGAGGACAGAGCCAUCUCUUUCUCUGGUUGCAUUAUGCAGUUUUGUUUCGCUUGCAUAUUUGGAGUAGCAGAAACUUUCAUGUUAGCAGCAAUGGCCUAUGAUCGUUUUGUGGCAGUCUGCAACCCUCUGCUCUAUACCACCGCUAUGUCUCAGAGACUGUGUGCUCUGCUGGUGGCUGGGUCUUACUCAUGGGGUACAGCGUGUGCCCUGACACUCACAUAUUUUCUUCUUCAGUUAUCCUACUGUGACUCUAGUGUCAUAAAUAAUUUUAUCUGUGACCACUCUGUAAUUGUUUCUGUCUCCUGCUCGGACCCCUCUAUCAGCCAGAUGCUGUGUUUCAUUAUUGCCAUAUUCAAUGAGGUGAGCAGCCUGAUGAUUAUUCUGACAUCCUAUAUUUUCAUUUUUAUCACUGUUAUGAGGAUGCCUUCUGCAAGUGGGCGCCAGAAAACCUUCUCCACCUGUGCCUCCCACCUGACAGCUAUCACCAUCUUCCAUGGAACCAUCCUUUUCCUUUACUGUAGCUCUAGUCCUAAGGCGUCUUGGCUCAUAGUUAAAGUGGCUUGUGUGUUUUACACAGUGGUAAUUCCCAUGCUGAACCCCUUGAUCUACAGUCUUAGGAACAAAGAUGUGAAAGACACAUUAGGAAAAUUAGUUGUCACAAAAUGUCGUUGUCGGUCAAUAUAUUGUUAG